AUGCGCAGCUGCCGCGCCGCCUCCGCCCGGAACUUGACGUCAGCGGGCUUUCGCGCGUGCCGUCAGGGUGCGUCUGCCACACGCCUGUAUGCUUCGGGCAUAAUCAGGGACGGCUGCUGCAAGGAUAACAGCCUCAUCUCCACAGCGACUCGCAGUCUCAAGGCUCUGCCCCGCCGCCGAGCGGAGGAGCCUUCAUCCACACCCGGAGCUGCAGGCGGGAGCAACACUCGCACCUCUCCCCCGCCUCCUCCCGAAGCCCGGCCACCGCAGGCGCCCAUCACGUGGAAAAGCGCACUCCUCGCCCUGGGCGCUUGUGGGGUGGUGCUCGCCUACUUUGAGUUCGAAAAGGCCAAGAGGAAACCAAGAAUCGAGAUUGCUGUGGCAGGAACGCCGUCCAUCGGAGGACCCUUCACGCUCGUCGACCAGGAUGGUCAUGUGGUCACCAACCACACCUUCCGCGGCAGGUACAUGUUGGUGUACUUUGGGUUUACGUUCUGUCCCGACAUCUGCCCCGCCGAGUUGGCCAAAGUGACCAAGACGCUCAAAAUCCUCGAGGAAGAGGAAGGGAUCACACCUGGCCUAGUUGUCCCAGUCUUCAUCUCCGUUGAUCCCUACCGUGACACCGUUGGCAAGAUCAGGAGCUAUCUGAAAGAUUUCCAUCCUUCGUUUGUGGGAUUGACGGGCACGCCACAGCAAGUGGAAAGCAUGGCCCGGUCCUUCCGCGUCUAUUCGUCCACCUCGCAGCAUUCUGAAGAGGAUGAGGAUUACCUGGUGGACCACUCCAUCUUCCUCUACCUCAUGGACAAGGAGGGCAGCUUCCUGAGCCACCACGGCAGCCAGUACGACGCCCAUGCCCUGGCCCAGCGUAUCGCCACUGACGUCCGGUCUAAGCUCAAGGAGAGAGGCAGCAAUUUCGUUGCCACCUUCAUUCAUUGA
This is a messenger RNA of Acanthamoeba castellanii str. Neff, 936 nucleotides long. RefSeq names its product electron transport SCO1/SenC family protein. The coding region runs from base 1 to 936 and encodes 311 amino acids. Gene Ontology annotation, biological process: mitochondrial respiratory chain complex IV assembly. The transcript has 8 exons. The record is from RefSeq and is a predicted model, not a curated record. Lineage: Eukaryota; Discosea; Longamoebia; Acanthamoebidae.